UGUUCUUAGUACCAAUCUAGCUAAGCAUAACGAGAGGAACCAUACAUACAUACCUGCAUAAUUGCCAUGGCUCUUAAGAUCAAGACCUUCCUUAUAGUUCUUCUCUUGGUCCUCAUUCCCUUAUCUUCAGGCUUGGCUGAAGGCUUCAGGGAAAACAUGCAUCCUACUCAUCACUCACUUUACAAGAAGGAUGGUAUCAAGAUUAACUCGAGGAAGCUAUUUGCCCAUGAUUUUGUGUUGGAUUAUGAUGAAGCAGGAGCCAACCCAAAGCAUUCAAAGAAACCUGGCAAGGGUCCUUGAAUAACUCUACACCUAGUCAAUAGUCAUAUAAUAAACUUAUAUACUCUCUCUGUCUCUCUCUCUCUUCCCCCUCAAAAUGUUUUAUUCAUGUAUGAGGAGAUAUGAUAUGAUUAUAUAUGGACGAGUUUGUUCACCGGAGCCACUACUUGUGUGUGUUUAUGACUUAUGAGGCAAUAAAGUAUGAUAUUUUAUAAUGUACACCAGAUCUUGCAUAUGUAUGUAUGGAUAUUGAGAAUAAAG
This is a messenger RNA of Gastrolobium bilobum, 540 nucleotides long. RefSeq lists its product as uncharacterized. Lineage: Eukaryota; Viridiplantae; Streptophyta; Magnoliopsida; Fabales; Fabaceae. Bases 67 to 300 code for a protein of 77 amino acids. The record is from RefSeq and is a predicted model, not a curated record. The transcript has 3 exons.